Molecule: messenger RNA, 651 nt
Organism: Hyposmocoma kahamanoa
Lineage: Eukaryota; Metazoa; Arthropoda; Insecta; Lepidoptera; Cosmopterigidae
Gene: hoip
Product: NHP2-like protein 1
Exons: 2
Coding region: 233-625 (130 amino acids)
Biological process (GO): mRNA splicing, via spliceosome; maturation of SSU-rRNA; ribosome biogenesis
Cellular component (GO): nucleolus; U4/U6 x U5 tri-snRNP complex; small-subunit processome
Molecular function (GO): RNA binding
Source: RefSeq, a predicted model, not a curated record
GACCGUGGACCGUAAAUUAGAAAGAUUUUGGCGUGGACAGCGAAGUCGUAUGAAUAGGUGAUUUCUUGAAAUAAUAACAAUUUCCAAAUUUACCUCGGUUUGUACAUGUAGAAAUCUAAAUCUCAGUUCUUCUGAACUCAUCACGUUUUUAGUUUCCUCAGUGAAGCGAGCAAUCGCCGAGAGGGUUAUACUUUAACUUUGGCAAGUGAACACAACGGUUAUUGAAGUGAACAUGGGAGAAACUGAAGCCGCAGUGAACCCUAAAGCCUAUCCUUUGGCGGACGCGGCCCUUACUGCGAAGAUUCUUAACCUGGUGCAGCAGGCAACCAAUUAUAAGCAGCUACGGAAGGGUGCCAAUGAAGCUACGAAAACUUUGAAUCGAGGUCUUUCUGAGUUUAUAGUAAUGGCAGCUGACGCCGAGCCGCUGGAGAUUGUAUUACACAUUCCAAUCCUUUGCGAAGAUAAGAAUGUACCUUAUGUGUUUGUACGGUCAAAGCAAGCUCUGGGGCGUGCUUGUGGAGUCUCCCGCCCAAUUAUAGCUUGCUCCAUCACCAUUAAUGAAGGCUCACAGCUCAAGCCUCAGAUCCAAAGCAUUCAUCAGGAAAUUGAGAGACUUUUAGUUUAAAUUAGAAAUAUUAUGACAUAUUUUUU